AAAUUAGGGGUAAAACACAUGAAAUUAUUACUUAUUUACACAAAAAUAAUUUAGUGCACGGAGAUUUAAGAGAAAAUAAUUUAUUAAUCAGAAUGAAUGGAAAAAAUGACACACCUGUAUUAUUAAUAGAUUUUGAUUGUGCAGGUGAAGAAGGAAAUGUAAAAUAUCCAUUUGAUAUUAAUAUUACAACUAUUCGAAGACCAUCAGAUGUUAAGGGAGGAGAGUUAAUAACAAAGCAGCAUGAUACGGAAAUGCUUAAAAUAAUUUGGGAGGAUUUAAAUUAA
Messenger RNA from Entrophospora candida, 284 nucleotides. NCBI's taxonomy places the organism in Eukaryota, Fungi, Glomeromycota, Glomeromycetes, Entrophosporales, Entrophosporaceae. The record is from the annotation of a GenBank genome assembly.